AUGACAUCUUCAAACUCAUUCAUCACAGACUGUCAUUCUGAUCUCAACUCUCACAGAUGGAUUGUAUUGGAUUCAAUUCUACACAGUUCUGGACUCUCUCUCUCCACUUCUGCUACAAAACAUCGAUGUAUUCUUGCAACUAAAUCCAUUCCUGUCGGUUCAACUGUACUGAGUGAGCCUGCAAUGGCAUUCAUUUCACUUGGAACCUUGUGUGAAUAUUGUUUAUCUACAUCAGAUAUACAAGGACAACACACUCAAUUACAGAGAUGCACAGGAUGUCGUCAAGUUGUAUAUUGCAGUGUAGUAUGUCAAAAAGCUGAUUGGAUUGCAGGACACAAUUCUGCUUGUGCAGUUCUCAAGACUAUCGACUGUUCAGCUACAACUCGACAAUCAAAUCGCAACGACAUUGCCAUGCUAUUUAAAGUGGUUCGUAUCAUUUCAAAUCCCUCAUUUCAAUCUACCACUUUGGAUGAUCGCAUGGAUCUAGAUUGUCCAAUGGACAAUGUUGCUCUUGUCAGAAAUAUCAGAUCCAUUCAGCCUUUGGUAUUCUUAUCUCUCCAAUCGCAUGUGUUGGAUUUUGAAACAUGUCAGGCAUCAUAUCCUCAUGCAACCAAUGCAUUAAAUGGACAUUCCAUGAAACAAAUAGAGUCACAACUUCCAUCAGCUGCCGUAAAACUCAUGAAUCUGCCUGUUUCAGAUCUCAUUCAUCAUCUGGGUAGAUUCAGGUGUAACAACUUUACUAUAAUCGACUCCAACCUAUUUCCCGUUGGAGAAGGAACAUACCCACUUGCAUCUCUGUUCAACCACGACUGCUGGCCAAACUGUAUUGCUAUAUUCGAUGGAAGUCGGGUAGUUAUUCAGACCAUUCGUGACAUUGCUAAAGGAGAUGAACUCUGUAUUUCAUACAUUGAUCCUAUUUUAGAUCAUGAUAGUCGGCGAAUGUCACUUGAAACGAAAUACUGCUUUAACUGUCAGUGUUCUGUUUGCAUGUCAGAAUCCUGCACUCCAUUACAUUCACCAACUACCAAAAAAGACGCACUCCUUUCACUUGACGAAAAGAGUGAUGUUGGAUGGCGAUUACUGAAAUGGUUUCAUACUUGUUUAAAAAAAUCUGAUGACGAGUUUGAAAGAGCUCAGCAAGAUCAAAUCAGCAAGACAAUCGCUCUAGUGUCCAAACGUGCUGUCGUUGCAGAGAUUGGCAAUGCGACACAAAUGUUUCAAAGCCAUCUCAUGCGUCAAGAUUGGGAGCAAGCAUACAAGUCGGGACUGCAUCUGCUUGGGCAAUAUCUUUUGCGAUAUCCCCGAUACUAUCCAUUGGUAUCUCAACACAUGUUCUUUGUGGCACAGUGUAUGUGGAACUCGGGUCAAACAGAUGAAACCAUCUUUUUGCUUGGCGUGAUUAAAAAAUGUCUUGAGAUCACCUAUGGAUCUGUCAUGAAAUCGCACCACCUUAUUGGUCAAGUGGAUUCAUUACUGGCUCAAGCACUUUACGAGCAAUCGGCAAUGGUAUAGUCCCAGUUUCAAAAAAGUGUAUCCUGGUGUAUACAUAUCUGCAGAGUGUACCAUUUACAACUAAUAGUGAGAUCAUGUUCCAAAUAAACGGCAACACCCUGGAUAACAGCCUUGUUUUAUCAGUACACGAUUGCAAAUUUGGAUAC
This is a messenger RNA of Batrachochytrium dendrobatidis JAM81, 1658 nucleotides long. RefSeq lists its product as uncharacterized. Lineage: Eukaryota; Fungi; Chytridiomycota; Chytridiomycetes; Rhizophydiales. Gene Ontology annotation, cellular component: nucleus. The transcript has a single exon. The coding region runs from base 1 to 1512 and encodes 503 amino acids. The record is from RefSeq and is a predicted model, not a curated record. Gene Ontology annotation, molecular function: protein binding.